Molecule: messenger RNA, 4277 nt
Organism: Anguilla anguilla (European eel)
Lineage: Eukaryota; Metazoa; Chordata; Actinopteri; Anguilliformes; Anguillidae
Gene: adgrg6
Product: adhesion G protein-coupled receptor G6
Exons: 28
Coding region: 359-4249 (1296 amino acids)
Biological process (GO): myelination in peripheral nervous system; cell surface receptor signaling pathway; adenylate cyclase-activating G protein-coupled receptor signaling pathway
Cellular component (GO): membrane
Molecular function (GO): G protein-coupled receptor activity; laminin binding
Source: RefSeq, a predicted model, not a curated record
AUUGUUGGGUGGGGCGCCAGAAAGAGAACAACCUCCAGCUGUGCUGAACAGCCUCCUGUUCUGAAAUAUCGGUCUGUUGUAGCAUUGAGCAUCUUAUCUGACGGCAACAGGUUCACCAAAAGAACUGGAUGACCAAUUAUUUGGUAAAUGCGGAAAAGAUUCUUUUCAUUACUUAUUCCCAAAUUGUGGGAGUGAAUAAUAAAGUCGCAGAAUAGGCUACGUCUAUGUGACAGUCUGGGGGUGUUAGUGUCGUCCGUUUCCAAAGUUCUAAAAGCCGAAAACUUCACUUGGACUUAUAGAGAAAGAGAUAAUGAUUCUUCAAAGGGACCGGCUGCCACAUCUAUAAAAAAAGAAAAGAAUGAUGUCUUACAUCAGUGGUAGAUGGUGGAGAUGGAAGUUCCGGAAGGUCCUUCUGGUUGCCUUAAUCCAGGUGUGCUUAGAGACAUCAGCAGUGCUGAGCUGUCAGGUGGACUGCAAUCAGGUGUUCACGAGCCCCCUGGGAUCCUUCACGUCCCCCUGUUACCCCGGCGACUACCCAAAAAGCCUGGCCUGCAGGUGGACGCUGCGGGCCCCGGCGGGAUUCAUUGUGCAGUUGACCUUUGCGGACUUUGAGCUGGAGGAGGCCCUGGGGUGCAUCUACGACCGGGUCGUCGUGAGCACCGGCAGCAGCGACGUCAAGUUCUGCGGCAUCACCGCGCACGGGCUCACCCUCAACUCCACCGGAAACGUGAUGGAGCUGCUCUUUAGCUCAGACUUUAGCAUCCAAAAGAAAGGCUUCAAUAUCACUUAUAGGCAAGUUGCCGUGGCACUGAGGAACCAGAAGGUAAGGAUACCUCAAGGCGUCGGGCAGGCCAUACAGGCCUCGUCCCUGGUUACCAUUCCGUCCCUUCAGAUGUUCACCGUUUGCUUCGAGAUCGCCCGGCACAAGCAGAGGAGCACCGAAAAGAUAUUCUCUUACACGAGCGGCGGCAGCGACGUCCUCGUCUUCGGGAUGCACGGGGCGGAGAUGGCCCUGGGCAUCAACUCCGUGCAGUGCGGCCUAGGCACCAUCCUCAACCAGAGCGACUUCACGGCGACCAUGAAGAGCUUCUGCUUCACCUGGACCAGCACGUCGGGGCGGGUGAACAUGUACUCCAACGGCUACAGAACCACGUCGUGCACGGACUCCAAGCUGGAGACGCUGGUCGGCGAGGGGGUUUUCAGUCUGGGGGGGGACCGCGACAGCAUCGACGGCGACCUGUACAACUUUCGGCUGUGGGAUUACGCCAUGAGCAGAACGCAGCUCACGGAGCUCACCUGCGACGUUCCAGGCAACGUCCUCGACUGGGAGAACAGUUUCUGGGAUAUUCCCGCGUCCCAUUCCCAAACAGACAGCACACUGAGCUGCAUCUGUUUCCCAAAUUGCACACAUUUAACAACAGCUGUGCCAUCUAGUGGUACAGCCAUACCUACACUUACGUCUCCCACCACAAGCUGUGCUUCUUCUGGAAUGGGGUGUCCAGCGCCAAUAUUAACUUCUGCUACAGCAUCCACUGUCACCACUAACAUGACUGGUACUAAUCCAACGAGAUACGUCCAAUCUACCACCACAUCACCUGCAAUCACCACUAGCAUGCCCUUAACCAGCAUAUCUACAGAUGCUACGCAUUUCAUUAUUCCAUCAGCUGCCACCACCACUAACACACAUCUACACCCCAGUCCUGCCAAUGAGGGACUUUACUACAGACUUUCAUUUGUUGUAAAUGACAACCAGGCAAAGAAUUCUGAAUUGGAGGUAGAGAGGACUGUCAUGCUUUGGCUUAAUCAAACAUUUAAAAACUGGACAUACAGUGUGUAUGUUGUUGAUGACAGCGUUCAGCUUUUUAAUGUUGGCGGUGGUUCCAGUGCUGCUAAACGGUACACCUGUCGAGCCCUGCUGAUUUACAGAUAUACCACCGAGAGCCCACUGGAAGAGGCAGUGAUCCAGGACAGGCUGCUGAAGAAAAACUUGAACGUUGGAAGUGGCCUAGUGCUGGAUUCCUUCGCUGUCCAGGCUGUGGAGAACUGUGAAGCAGAAGAAAAUCCCACACAUUACAACUGGCCUGAAAGCAGGCCCACAGUGACCCAGUUUGUCCCCUGCUUUCCCAAUAAGGCACUGAACGCCUCCAGAACAUGCGUGCUAAACUCACAAAACUACUCUUCAUUCUGGGACUCUCCUGACUUCACCAACUGCACUGAUAUUGACGGCAUUGAGGUGUCUGCAGAAAACGCGGCAGACGUGGUCACGCAGCUGGCUGACAUAACGCAGAAGGAGCUCUCGACCAAUGAGGUCUCGAAGGUCGUCACCAAGCUGAAAGAGAUCGUCAACGUGGCCAAAAUCAACGCAUCCCUGGCUUUUAGCAUGGUGACCGUCUUCUCCAACGUGAUGACAAGCUCUGAUACAGCGCUGGCAGCCACCUCAGAACUGGCCCUGAAAACCGUGGACGAGAUGGUCCAGAAGAUUGUGUUCGAUGGGCCGUCCCUGAGCAUCUCUUCCGAAAACCUGGCCCUGGGAAUCUCCUCCCUCAACACCAGCGAUUACAACGGGACGUCCUUCAGCGCGUUCCAUGCCCCCAACACUACUGACGUUCAGAUUGAUUUUGAGUCGGAGCAGCUGAAUCCCCUGGCCGCCGUCACGCUCCCGGCCACGCUGCUGAGCAACCUCAGCGCGGCGGACGUGGAGUCCAGCUACCGCAUUAAUUUCAUGUUCUUCAGUAAGGUUGGGCUGUUUCAGGAUCACACAUCUAAUGGGCUGAACUUAAGAAGCUAUGUGGUUGCUAGCAGUGUGGGCAGUGAGACCAUCAGAGACCUACAGGAUCCUGUGAAAAUAGAGAUUGUACACUUGCAAAACCAGUCAAAUCCAAAGCCUGUGUGUGUGUUUUGGGAUUUUUCCAUCAAAAAUGGCACUGGCGGCUGGAACAGCAAGGGCUGCCGGGUCAGCCCAGAGUCCAACCAGUACAAGACCGUCUGCCUGUGCGACCACCUGACGCACUUUGGCAUUUUAAUGGACAUAUCCGGAUCCGCAGCAAAGAUUGAUGCGCAGAACACCAAGAUCCUCACCUUCAUCACCUACAUCGGCUGUGGCAUAUCCGCCAUUUUCUCAGCCGCCACACUUCUCACCUACAUCGCCUUCGAGAAAUUGCGCAGGGACUAUCCUUCUAAGAUCUUAAUGAACCUCAGCACCUCGCUCCUCAUGCUGAACAUGGUGUUCCUCCUGGACGGCUGGCUGGCGUCCUUCGACAAUGAAGGCCUGUGCAUCGCCGUGGCCGUCUUCCUGCACUACUUCCUGCUCACCUCCUUCACCUGGAUGGGCCUGGAAUCCGUUCACAUGUACAUCGCCCUGGUCAAGGUCUUCAACACCUACAUCCGGAGGUACAUCCUCAAGUUCUGCAUCGUCGGAUGGGGUUUGCCUGCUACAAUCAUAUCUAUCGUGGUAGCCAUUGACAGGAAGUUCUAUGGGAAGGAGUACUAUGGUAAAGAGGAGAAUGGUCAAGGCUCUUCUGAAUUCUGUUGGAUUAGGAAUCAGCUGGUUUUCCUCUUGACGUGCGUGACCUACUUCUGCCUCAUCUUCCUGUUGAACGUGGCCAUGUUCAUCGUGGUGAUGAAGCAGAUCUGCGGACGCAACGGCAAGCGCAGCAACCGGACGCUGCGCGAGGAGGUCCUGCGCAACCUGCGCAGCGUGGUCAGCCUCACCUUCCUGCUGGGCAUGACCUGGGGCUUCGCCUUCUUCGCCUGGGGCCCCGUCAACCUGGCCUUCAUGUACCUCUUCUCCAUCUUCAACUCCCUGCAAGGGUUAUUUAUCUUCAUAUUUCACUGUGCAAUGAAAGAAAAUGUUCAAAAACAAUGGAGGAGAUAUCUGUGCUGCGGAAAAUUCCGUCUGGCUGAAAAUUCAGACUGGAGUAAGACUGCGACGAACAACACAAAGAAGGUCAGCUCUGAUAACAUAGGGAAGUCCCUCUCCUCCAGCUCUUUCGGCUCCAGCACUGCUAACUGGACCUCCAAGGCCAAAGCAACACUAAACCCAUUUGCAAAGCGGAGCAGCAAUGCAGGUAAAGGCUACGCCAGCCAGACAAGCCCCAAAUUCAGCCCUGCCGAUGGGGACGGCUCCUCCUCUAUCAUCCCUGUGCACCAGGUCAUCGACAAGGUGAAAGGCUACUGCUCCGUCCGCUCCGACAACUUCUACAAGAACAUCAUCAUGUCGGACAGCUUCAGCCACAGCACCAAGUUCUAGACCCGCUCCCCCCACCCCGACCCCCCCC